CGGCUGCAGAAAUAGAGGCGCAGCGCGGGGGAUUUUAUAGGCGAGGAUAACUGUUGCAACCCUGCGUAACCCCUUAGAAAGCACCCGAGUCAUUUUUCGAUCGGGAGUAGGAAGCGCCCGGUUCUGCCAGGAUUCCGCUUCCCCGGGAGAACCGCCCGAGAGGCACCUGCCGCCUGGGGCCCAUCCGCGCCGUUCUGCCCCCAUGAAUGGAAACAGCUUUGGGGAUCCAGGGAAUCUUUGGCUCCCUUCCGGAGCGGUGUCCGAGCAGCGGCAGAAAAUGAACGCACAUUCUGCUGCCCCCGAGGAAGCUGCGGACAGCUUCCGCGGUGUCCUAGCGGGGAGCCGCAGAGAAUUCUGGGGAGGAACCAGGGUGGAGAUCCUGGAAGAAGAAGGAGCCCUCGCUCAGGACGUCCAGCCCUUCAGGGGCUUCGGGCACCCGGAGGCCGAGGGGCCGCGGGAGCUUUGCAGCCGACUCCAUCGGCUUUGCCAUCGGUGGCUGCAGCCCGAAAGGCACACCAAGGCGCAGAUGCUGGACCUGGUGCUCCUGGAGCAGUUCCUGGCUGUCUUGCCCGCGGAGAUGGAGAGCUGGGUGCGGGAGUGCGGAGCGGAGACCAGCUCCCAGGCGGUGGCCCUGGCCGAGGGCUUCCUGCUGAGCCAGGCGGAGGAGCAGAAGGAGCAGGGGGAGCAGCAGUUUCAGGGAGAGGGACCCUUUGUGGAGGUGACAGCAAGCAGGGAAUUCUCCAGUCGUCCAGAGGAGCUGGUUUUGGGGGGGAACUUCCAGGAGAGUCAAAGUCGCGAGAUCUUACCAGGGAGCAGAACUGUUUCCCUGAUGUUCAGUGAAAUGUCUCCGUUUUGUGGUGGAGCAGAAAGAACAGCUGAACCUCCAGCUCAGGGUCCUGUCUCCUUUGAGGAGGUGGCUGUGUAUUUCACUGAGGAAGAGUGGGAUCUUCUAGAUUCCAACCAGAAAGCUCUCCAUGGGGAAGUCAUGCUGGAGAACGCUAGGAGCGUGGCCUCUCUGGAAAUGCCCAAACCAGAGUUCGUCUCCUGGCUGGAAGGAGAAGAUCCAUUCUUCUGGAAUUCUGAAGAAGCAGGUAAUGGGCAGAACAGUGGGAAGUACAUGGAGCCUCCUCUGAUGUACUUCAGUCAUAAUUUGCUUCCGAGUUCGUACACAGGGGAGAAGCCCUACAAAUGCUUAGAAUGUGGAAAGAGCUUCAGUAUGAGCAGCCACCUGCUGUCCCAUCAGAGGACUCACGCGGGGAAAAAGUCCUAUAAAUGCCUGGAGUGUGGAAAGAGCUUCACGCAGAACUUCAGCCUUACGGUCCAUCAAAGAACCCACACAGGGGAGAAACCCUACGAGUGCGUGGACUGUGGAAAGUGCUUCAGCCGCAGCCAGCAUCUCAUUCAGCACAGGAGCAUCCACACGGGGGAGAAACCCUUUCAGUGCGCCGACUGUGGAAAAUGCUUCAGCCGCAGCCAGCAUCUUGCCCAGCAUCGAAGUAUCCACACAGGAGAGAAACCAUACAAAUGCAUGGAGUGCGGAAGACGCUUCAGCAACAGCGGAAGCCUAAAUACACACCAGAGAACUCACACUGGGGAGAAGCCCUAUAAAUGCCUGGAGUGUGGGAAGAGCUUCAGCAAGAGCAGUAACCUUACGGCCCAUAAACGGAUCCACACCGGGGAGAAGCCCUAUCAAUGCCUGGAGUGUGGGAAGAGCUUCAGCAAGAGAGGUAACCUUUAUAAACAUCAGACGAUCCACACAGGGGAAAAACCCUACACGUGCAUGGAAUGUGGAAAGAGUUUCCGGAUGAGUGGGAACUUUUAUAAGCAUCAGAGAAUCCACACGGGAGAGAAACCUUAUGAAUGCCUGGAGUGUAGAAAACGCUUUGCUCUUAGGCAUCAGUUGACUUCGCAUCAAAGAACUCAUGCUGAUGAGAAACCAUUUCAGUGCUUAGUGUGUGGAAAGGACUUUAAAUACAGCGAGCAACUGACUCAGCAUGAAAGCACCCACACAGUAUCCAGCCAAGAUGGAGACUUGGUUGGAGAAAGUUCAGCUCACUUUGAGACCUCCUAUUUCUCUUUGUAUCCUGACAAUUGUUUAAUCUCCUUUAUUUGGUCUGGAAACCGGUGAUUAUUGUCUAUUUUGGUAUCUGGGGCCGUUUGUGAACAAUCUAACCCAAGAGACGUAAUGGAAGAGCAGAGAGCCGUUGGGGUCUUCUCUGCCAGCAACAUCUGGGGUGGAAACAGGUUAUAAUUGAAAAACAAUUAUAGCUUCAAUCGAUUUUUUUCUAAUAAUUGGCUGAUAAUAUUUGUAUCGUAAAGAAUGCAGUGGAGAAUGGGAUUGGUCAACUGGAAGCCAUCCAUAACAGAACUGCAGAAUGCAGUUACCUUCUGUGAUUUACCUGGGAUCUCAUCCAAGGGCUUCCAAAAGGCUCUCUCUUUAUGACAGAUGUGUUACAUGAAACAUCAGCUCAGACAUGGUAAGAAUUUGAAAGGAUUCAUCUUCCCGUGGAUGUUCAUGGGUGGAGCCAGGGAUGUGACACCCAUCAGUGUCGUCACGCAAAUGAUGCAUGUGACAUCAGCAUGGCUUCUACUACUGCCUGUUCACCUCCCCCUGUUGCAUUUGAUGGGCUUUGAUGCAUUGUAGACUUCCUUACGUUAACUUUCAAAGAACUGAAGCCUGCUCAAGAUAACAGGAAGGCUUAAAUGGGAUCUGUCCAAAAUCUCUUAGGAUGAUGCCAAACAGGUGGCUGGUAAUUGGCAGACUUUUUCAGAUGACAUGCUGUUGGUGAAGGAGAAGAAUCUGCAAUAUUUUGUCCUUGUUCCUGCAACUUUCACGAUCCAACAAUCUCAGAUCUUUCUUCCAGAUGUGGAAGGUUUUAUUGUCUACUUGGGUUGAAACCUCUUUGGGAGAGGUUUAAUCUUGUGAUCUGCUCUUAAUCCAACACCUGUUUAUAAUAAAAUGCCAACACAUUU
Messenger RNA from Python bivittatus (Burmese python), 2973 nucleotides. RefSeq lists its product as uncharacterized. Gene Ontology annotation, cellular component: nucleus. The record is from RefSeq and is a predicted model, not a curated record. Gene Ontology annotation, molecular function: DNA-binding transcription factor activity, RNA polymerase II-specific; RNA polymerase II cis-regulatory region sequence-specific DNA binding. Lineage: Eukaryota; Metazoa; Chordata; Lepidosauria; Squamata; Pythonidae. Gene Ontology annotation, biological process: regulation of transcription by RNA polymerase II.